AUGGGUGGUGAUACUGGAAGCUGGUUUUGUGCACUCCAAGUGUGGAGGAAAUGGGAGAGCCCUAGUCUAGGAGACCGGGCCUCAAGUGCCCUGCAGACUGCUCGCUUGCCUCCGCUCAUGGUUACUUGGCACCUGUGCUUGGGGAAGCGUCCAAUGGAGUGGCAGAGGCUCAAUGCCAUCCAUUCAGACAGCUUUCUGAAUGCCGGCAGCCAAGAGAACAUCAGCUGUGCCUACCAUACCAGUCCGGUGUCUUCUGUUUUCCUCUCUUUACUACCUCCGCCUCUUUCCCAAGACACAGGGAAAUUUAACAGAGGGGAGCGUACCGUGUGGGCAGAACGCUGGGGAGGAGAGUUUAAAUUAAAAGGCAACAUUUACAUUGUAGAUGCGAAAGACCAGAACCUGUUGUCUCCAGUGAACUGCUGGUAUUUGCUCCUGAACCAAGUAAGGAGAGAAAGCAAAGACCAUGCAACCUUGAGUGACAUCUAUCUGAACAAUGUGAUUAUGCGGUUCAUGCAGAUAAGUGAGGAUUCUACCAGGAUGUUUAAAAAGAGCAAAGAGAUUGCAUUCCAACUUCAUGAGGAUUUAAUGAAGGUUCUUAAUGAGCUUUAUACGGUGAUGAAAACAUACCAUAUGUAUCAUGCAGAGAGCAUCAGUGCAGAGAGCAAGCUGAAAGAGGCUGAAAAACAAGAGGAAAAGCAAAUUGGAAGAUCUGGUGAUCCAGUCUUCCAUAUUCGACUAGAGGAGAGACAUCAACGGCGAAGCUCUGUAAAGAAAAUUGAAAAAAUGAAAGAAAAAAGACAAGCAAAAUAUUCGGAAAAUAAGCUAAAAUCAAUUAAGGCACGGAACGAAUAUCUCCUAACACUUGAAGCCACCAAUGCCUCAGUUUUCAAGUAUUAUAUUCAUGAUCUUUCUGAUUUAAUUGAUUGCUGUGAUCUUGGCUACCACGCAAGUCUGAAUAGAGCCCUAAGAACAUAUCUCUCUGCGGAGUACAACCUUGAAACCUCCAGACAUGAGGGCUUAGACAUUAUUGAGAAUGCAGUUGAUAAUUUAGAGCCCCGGAGUGAUAAGCAGAGAUUCAUGGAGAUGUACCCUGCUGCGUUCUGUCCACCAAUGAAGUUUGAGUUUCAGUCUCACAUGGGUGAUGAGGUGUGCCAGGUCAGUGCCCAGCAACCAGUCCAGGCAGAGCUCAUGCUCAGGUACCAACAGUUGCAGUCCCGCCUCGCCAUGCUCAAAAUCGAGAAUGAAGAGGUUAAGAAAACGACUGAAGCCACCUUGCAGACGAUACAAGAUAUGGUCACCAUCGAGGACUAUGAUGUUUCUGAAUGCUUCCAGCACAGUCGCUCCACAGAAUCUGUGAAGUCCACUGUCUCUGAAACCUACCUGAGUAAACCCAGCAUCGCCAAGAGAAGAGCCAACCAGCAGGAAACCGAACAAUUCUACUUCAUGAAACUCAGAGAAUAUUUGGAAGGCAGUAAUCUCAUCACGAAACUUCAAGCCAAACAUGACUUGCUUCAGAGGACUCUGGGAGAAGGUCAUAGAGCUGAAUAUAUGACUACAAGGCCUCCAAAUGUUCCCCCUAAGCCCCAGAAACACAGGAAGUCCAGGCCCCGCUCACAGUAUAAUACUAAGUUGUUUAAUGGGGAUUUGGAAACAUUCGUCAAGGACUCAGGACAGGUUAUUCCCCUCAUUGUGGAAAGCUGUAUUCGGUUCAUCAAUCUCUAUGGUCUUCAGCAUCAGGGGAUUUUCAGAGUGUCUGGUUCCCAGGUGGAAGUCAAUGAUAUUAAAAAUUCAUUUGAGAGAGGUGAAAAUCCUUUGGCUGAUGACCAGAGUAACCAUGAUAUUAACUCAGUUGCUGGCGUUCUGAAGCUCUAUUUCCGUGGGCUGGAAAACCCCCUCUUUCCUAAGGAAAGAUUUAAUGAUCUGAUUUCUUGUAUCAGAAUAGAUAAUCUCUAUGAGAGGGCGCUUCACAUCCGCAAACUCCUCCUGACUUUGCCCAGGUCGGUCCUUAUAGUGAUGAGAUACCUCUUUGCCUUCCUCAAUCAUCUAUCACAGUACAGCGAUGAGAAUAUGAUGGACCCUUAUAACCUGGCCAUUUGCUUUGGCCCAACAUUGAUGCCUGUCCCAGAAAUACAGGAUCAAGUGUCUUGCCAAGCACAUGUGAAUGAAAUUAUCAAAACCAUCAUCAUCCACCAUGAGACUAUUUUCCCAGAUGCUAAAGAGCUGGACGGCCCUGUUUAUGAGAAAUGUAUGGCUGGAGAUGACUAUUGCGACAGCCCAUACAGUGAGCACGGUACAUUGGAGGAAGUGGACCAAGAUGCUGGUACAGAGCCCCACACAAGCGAAGAUGAAUGUGAGCCAAUAGAAGCAAUAGCCAAGUUUGACUAUGUUGGGCGGUCCGCCAGAGAACUAUCCUUCAAGAAGGGUGCCUCCCUGCUGCUGUAUCACCGUGCAUCUGAGGACUGGUGGGAAGGCAGGCACAACGGGAUUGACGGGCUGGUGCCUCACCAGUAUAUAGUGGUGCAGGAUAUGGAUGAUACAUUUUCAGACACUCUGAGCCAAAAAGCCGACAGUGAGGCCAGCAGUGGGCCAGUCACAGAAGACAAGUCCUCAUCCAAGGACAUGAACUCUCCGACAGAUCGUCAUCCUGAUGGCUAUUUAGCCAGGCAAAGAAAAAGAGGAGAGCCACCCCCUCCAGUAAGGCGUCCUGGCAGGACCAGUGAUGGCCAUUGCCCACUCCACCCUCCACAUGCCCUUUCCAACUCCUCAGUUGACCUGGGGUCCCCCAGCCUCGCCAGUCACCCCCGGGGCCUGCUGCAGAACCGUGGCCUCAACAAUGACAGUCCUGAGCGGAGGCGCAGGCCUGGCCAUGGCAGCCUAACCAACAUCAGCCGGCACGACUCCCUCAAGAAGAUUGACAGCCCUCCCAUUAGAAGGUCCACAUCAUCAGGGCAAUACACAGGCUUCAAUGACCACAAGCCACUGGACCCAGAGACAAUUGCUCAGGAUAUUGAAGAAACAAUGAACACAGCUUUGAAUGAACUCCGAGAACUGGAGAGACAGAGCACAGCAAAGCAUGCCCCUGAUGUGGUGCUGGAUACCCUGGAGCAAGUGAAAAACUCUCCCACCCCUGCCACUUCCACGGAAUCUCUCAGCCCUUUGCACAACGUUGCCCUCAGGAGCUCCGAGCCUCAGAUUCGACGUAGCACUAGCUCCUCCAGUGACACAAUGAGUACUUUCAAGCCUAUGGUGGCACCCAGAAUGGGUGUGCAGCUGAAGCCUCCAGCCCUUAGGCCAAAACCUGCUGUUCUUCCAAAAACAAAUCCUACCAUAGGACCUGCCCCGCCUCCCCAGGGUCCAACAGACAAGUCUUGCACGAUGUAAAAACCAGCCAAGCAAGGCCAUAAAGGGAGGUGACUUUAAAAAAAAAA
Messenger RNA from Mandrillus leucophaeus (drill), 3428 nucleotides. RefSeq names its product SLIT-ROBO Rho GTPase activating protein 1 (gene SRGAP1). Bases 1 to 3381 code for a protein of 1126 amino acids. Gene Ontology annotation, biological process: negative regulation of cell migration; signal transduction. The record is from RefSeq and is a predicted model, not a curated record. The transcript has 23 exons. Lineage: Eukaryota; Metazoa; Chordata; Mammalia; Primates; Cercopithecidae. Gene Ontology annotation, cellular component: cytoplasm. Gene Ontology annotation, molecular function: protein binding.